UCUUGCAAUUCAAAAUAACCAAACCAUGCAUUGAUGUUCAGUGCAGGCAUCAUCCGGGACAAUAUGAAUAUUACAAAGAUUAUGAUGACUUGGAGAUCCAUUUCCGCCGAGAGCAUUUCCUAUGUGAGGAUGAGGCCUGCCUUGCUAAAAAAUUCACUGUUUUUGAGUUCGAAUCCGAUUUGAAGCAAAUUCAUGGUUUUGCCGUGGAAGGGGAAGGGGACGAGGACGUGGACGAGGAUUUCGUCCCGAUUCCUCAUAAGAUCAACUCUCACCGGCCACUCGAGCUAGUUUUGAAACGGCCAACGCAGAGAUGUCAGCCCAUGAUUCAUCCUCCAGUGGGCAAGAUAUUUCUGAUCGUAGAGAGAGGAUUGAAAUGGAUGCUAUUGUUGAGCCAUUUGAAUCAAUAACUACAAUUGAAUCUGAGCCAUCUUCAAGAUACCUCUAGGCACUUGGCCAAAGCUCUAGGAACACAACUUUGGAAGAACCCUCCUCUUCCCACAGCACCAGGAAGGCGUAUGCUUGUCAUCGGUUGCGUCGUUGGGAUGGAUAGGUGAUCGUCGGGAUGGUGGAAAUGGGUUUUUUGGUGAAAAACUCUUUCUGAACGGGAGUGGUACAAGGGACCGGAUUGGACCAGAGUGGUACAAGGGAGUCCAAAGGCAGCUUACUGGUGUAGUUCUCCAACACCGGAGUCCUGAAUAAGUACCUCAAAAACUCGGAGACCUUCAUUGGGCCUGAAAGUUGCUUUGGUGAUGCUGCAUCUGAUAUAUGUCGGUGUUCUCUUUCUUUUUGGUAGAGAUUUGAUAUCCAAAACGAAAAAAGAACCAUGGUACACAGCUAUAUACUUGUUACUUUUUGCCGCAACCUUGGUUCAGUAUUUCUUCACAUCUGGCUCUUCUCCUGGCUAUGUAAUUGAUGCCAUGAGGGCUGUUAAUGAGUCACAUGCUAUAUCCAGGAAGGCAUCCAUGACAUCAAACCAAAAUGGAAGCUUGAUUAUCCCUGUAGAAGAUACCCAGUCAGGAAAAGUUAUUCUAGGCAAUAAUACUAUAUCAUGGGCAAAGCUAGUGAUGGACAUGUAUCCUCCUGGAUCUUCUGUGAGAAGUUGGGCAUGCACUUAUUGUAAUGUUAUACAGCCUCCACGCUCGAAGCAUUGUCAUGAUUGUGACAAAUGCGUUCUUCAGUUUGAUCAUCAUUGUGUUUGGCUUGGAACAUGCAUAGGACAUGGUAAUCACUGCCGAUUUUGGUGGUACAUUGCUGAAGAAACAACUUUGUGCAUCUGGACUUGCAUCUUAUACAUUACUUAUUUGAAAGCCAAUAUUACAAGGGCAUGCAGGUGGAAAGAUGCCAUCAUGAUAUUGCUUCUGGCCACACUGUCCAUUUGUCUGAUCUUUUUGCUCUUGCUUUUUCUUUUCCAUAGCUAUCUUGUUCUCACAAAUCAGACUACCUAUGAACUAGUAAGACGACGUCGAAUCCCGUAUUUAAGAGGGAUUCCUGAAAGAGUUUACCCUUUCAGUAAAGGCAUCUGUAGAAAUCUGUAUAAUUUCUGUUGUGCUUCAAGCAGCAUAUACUCCGUGGAACCAUUGCCCACACCAGAGGAGCUGGAAGCCAAGUCAAGACCUUACACGUGCUUGGAUGUUUUGUCUUGUUGUUGUUGCUGACAUUUGGGGCCUUGUAUCAUCUUCUCGUACAAUUUAAUUUUUUUAGUGCUGAUUUGCCGUGAAAGCAUGUCCGUGCAUUCUUUCUUUUCUUUUCAUUUUCUCGUUACAUGGUUACAGGAUAUGCCAUGGCAUUGUUUUCAGCCUUUACACUUGCGGGUUAGUAGAUGUAAUUUUGGGAUGGUCUAUGUUCUUAGGGCAAUUUCAAUUGAAAAGUUUCCUAUU
Nelumbo nucifera (sacred lotus) is the source of this 1877-nucleotide messenger RNA. The record is from RefSeq and is a predicted model, not a curated record. NCBI's taxonomy places the organism in Eukaryota, Viridiplantae, Streptophyta, Magnoliopsida, Proteales, Nelumbonaceae.